ACCUUCUUCCUCCCCCCUAAAGGCGGGUUUGGUCUGUACGGAGCCUGCUAGCUAGACCACAUUCGUAGUCAUCCCCUACCUGCUACCUGGGUGCAGUGGCCUGCUUGAGGAACAAGCUCCGUCUUCAAAGGGUUAAGUAUAUAAAUCAACUUUAAUUUCCGCUGGAGCCCGUUCCUCCCCCCCAUCUGCCUCCUACCUAUGGCACGAGACAUGCCACGCUCUGGCUUGCACCAGAGCUCCUCUCAACAACUAUUACUGCGACGGCUCCAGCAACUUCUGCCCAUACGGGCUCUUCCACCUCUUGACUUCUUUCUCCUUCCACGCUGAACCUUUAUUGCCCCGUGCCCAUUGCGGCCAGGUCGUAAGCCAAGCAACCGUUUUUUAUCCUCUCACUACCUACCUACCUAACUACCUAAGUACCUUUGGGUAUUUCGUCACGAGCUAGUGCCUCAGUCAUAUCUACCGCUGUCUUGCUGCUGUCUCGUCCUCAUCGUCCUCGCGCAACCACCCUCCGCCAACCAUUGCCUCGAAACCCCCAAGGAAGACGGACGACGAGCCUCUCUACUGCCUGGUCUCUUCUCCGUCAUUCGACUCCCGCCCGCUUUCCCUUCGCUCGUUGCAGUCAUUGAGCAGUUCGGUUGUCAAGGUUAACCCUCUGGCCGGAAACGUGUGACUUCCAGCCCGCCCAGCACUGACUGGUCCCACUCGUUUCUCCAGCGCCGUGGUGAAUUCAUCCGAGCGGUCCCCCAGUCUCUCUCUUUUUCUCUCUCUUCUUUGCCGCUGCCGCUAUCGCUGCCGCACCUACGCUCACACCUUGUGAGGUGUACCCUGGCCAGACCUUAAGAGGAAUCUGGAAGCUCCAGCUCUCCCAACCGGUCGCAUCCGAAGCUUCAACGCGCCCCAACAACCCAAGAUUCACUUCUUGAGGCCGUGGGUUAGAGAAGAAAGAGACCUUCCACCACCAACCGCUUCAUUAUACAAACGCGACCAUGUCGUCGAAAAAUAUUUGAGCCCGUAUCAAACCCCGACGCACACCUCUCCGACUUGACAGCUUUCGACUUGUGAAUCAACUGCGAGAGGGGGAAAAAAAAGUUGCCGGACCUACCGCCCACCGCAGCAUCUGAGAGCAGCCCACACCACCAUCUACCCUCCAACCCCAUCCUACAACGAACCCUGCGACAGCCAGGCUGCCAGACAUGGCCUCCUCUCACAAGGAGCGGACAAUGGAAUCGCGCACGGGAAGAAGCAAGCAGCGUUACAACUCCAAAGGCGAGCGCUUGGUUGCUGGUGUUGUCCCCUUGACCAAGGACAAGCGCUACGUCCUCCUCAUCCAGUCUACCCGCCGGAAGGGCUGGGUGCUCCCCAAGGGCGGCUGGGAGACGGAUGAAGAAUGCACCGAGGCGGCGGCACGUGAGGCCUGGGAAGAGGCUGGCAUCACCAUCCAGAUCGACUAUGACCUGGGAGACAUCGUCGAGACACGUGCGCCGAAGCACUCGAGCAAGGACUCGGCCAAAGCCUUGUAUCGCUUCUACGAGGCCACCGUCACCACGCAAGAGGAUGACUGGCCCGAGAGACACAAGAGGGAGCGGAAAUGGAUGACAUACGAACAAGCCACAGAUGCUCUAGCAGCUCGGCCUGAGCUCCUCGAGGCCUUGACUAGAUGCACCAUGAAGAAGUCAUGAUACGCGUCGGGUGCUUUGGCGCCUCGGCUCUCUCAUCCCACCUUCCCGCCCUUCAUUACGAAAGCGAAAAACGGGUGCAUCUUUGCCGCGCGCGGUAUCACGAAGAACACUCCCGGCCGCCAUCUGCGAGGCCGCACGUCUGCUGCUACGUUUCUUUCUUCACAAACCAUCGGCUCCUGACGAAAGCUUCAAUUGCCGGAUUUUCUUUUCUCUACGAAAGCGCUUUCUUAUCAAUCCAUCGUGGAAAACAAACAAACAAUUGCAUUAUGACUCGGGCGUUGUUGGCUGGCUUGCUAUAGAUGACGAAGAAAACAAAAAGGGGCCGCCCACGGCUGGGCAUGGCUUGGAUGCAUGGGAGGGUAAACUACACAUACGAAUUGGCGAAGCGGGAGGCAUGAUUGCGGCAGGUCGGCAUGGGCUCGCCUAUGACCGGAAUGAAUGCACUUCUUGGGACCUGCCGGUUUGAUUUGCGGGAACAACAAAUGAUUCUCGGACCUAUAGAUAGAUACACACACACACCACACACAUGACACACAAAGUAGGCUGCGGAGAGCAGCAGUAUCGUGACAGAAGCAACACAAAGCUAGAAAGAAGUAAGCAUGCUACAGCC
Colletotrichum destructivum is the source of this 2292-nucleotide messenger RNA. RefSeq names its product Putative NUDIX hydrolase domain-containing protein. Gene Ontology annotation, cellular component: cytoplasm; nucleus. The record is from RefSeq and is a predicted model, not a curated record. The transcript is spliced from 2 exons. NCBI's taxonomy places the organism in Eukaryota, Fungi, Ascomycota, Sordariomycetes, Glomerellales, Glomerellaceae. Gene Ontology annotation, biological process: adenosine 5'-(hexahydrogen pentaphosphate) catabolic process; diadenosine hexaphosphate catabolic process; diadenosine pentaphosphate catabolic process. Gene Ontology annotation, molecular function: endopolyphosphatase activity; bis(5'-adenosyl)-hexaphosphatase activity; bis(5'-adenosyl)-pentaphosphatase activity. The coding region runs from base 1197 to 1682 and encodes 161 amino acids.